Messenger RNA from Polyodon spathula (Mississippi paddlefish), 2158 nucleotides. Its product is annotated as coiled-coil domain-containing protein 3-like. Gene Ontology annotation, cellular component: extracellular region. Gene Ontology annotation, biological process: negative regulation of gene expression. The record is from RefSeq and is a predicted model, not a curated record. Lineage: Eukaryota; Metazoa; Chordata; Actinopteri; Acipenseriformes; Polyodontidae. The transcript has 3 exons. The coding region runs from base 373 to 1185 and encodes 270 amino acids.
UUUAAACAAUUCAGCGCCGCGCUGCGCUGCAGUGAAAGACCGCACGAUCUCCUCUUACCAAAUUGGUAAAUGUAGGCAGAUGGAGAUCUGUGAAAAAGGGUGGGCACCGGUUUACAGGACAACAUCUUUACAGUAGUAUCACUUUGUAUAGCUUAUGUUGUAGCUUAACAACUGAUUGAGUGACUUUAAACGUACUGUUGUUUUUUUUUUUGUUGUUUUUUUUUUUUUGCGUUGAGUCUCACAACGUUUUGCAGGCUAUAUCCUACAAAGUCUUACAUAGUAGACAUACUUUUGAGUGUACUGAUUUGGGAGACAGAAGUCGCUUAUUUUCUCACAUUACCAAAGUUUCCAACUGGGAUUGUUUUCCUCAACAUGGGUCCCUUUUUUGCAUUGAUAAUAUCACUGAGCUGUUUGGGUAAGUUGUUGGGGUGUCAACUUCCCCAAGACUGGAGACCCCAGACCGAGUCGUGCAGGGCUGAGCUAGCAGAGAUCAUUGUUUUUGCUAAAGUGCUGGCUCUCCACAAGGAUUCUUACAGCGUUUACAACUAUCUGCCCUGGCAAUAUAACACGGACCUCUUUUAUUCGGCGGAGAUUGAGAUGCUGUGCGACCAGGCGUGGGGCAGCAUGCUGGAAGUGCCAGCCGGGUCCCGGUUCAAUGUCACAGGGCUUGGGUACUUUCCAUGCUACUCUUACAGCGUUGUGGAGAACAAUGCAUAUUACUUCUUCUUAAGGAUGGAUGAGAAUUACAACAUCGUCCCGCAUGGAGUUAACUUCCAGGAUCCCAUUUUCACAGAUACAGCAGAGAAUCGACGCAUGUUUGCCAGCCUCUUCCAGUUCGCAAACUGUUCCAGUGGAACCCAGAUCGAAACCUACACCCCGGACUGGGAGUUCCAGGAGGACAGCAGGUUGCUAUGCUCCACGGUGCAAAAGGCCCUGUUUGAGGAGGAGGAGCGAGUGAAGACGCUCUCACAGAAAGUGCGCUCGCUGGAGAAGGCUAACAACCACCUGAGGGACAAGGUGAGGAAGAUGAAGCGCUCCAUACGACAGGUCAAGAUGGAGAGCAAGCGAGAGACCCUGCUGGCCAAGCAGCGGCGUGAGAAGGAGAAGGUCGUCAAGCAGGACACGAGCAAGGACCAACUCAAGAAGCCUCUCAAGAAAAUAAUCAGCAACAAACUGAAAAAAUGAACACAUUUUAUAAAAGUGAAGAAAAAGGCGCAAGCCUCUCUGCUGGGUGGCAGGCAAAUAAUGUAAUUCCCAAAUGAAUUCCCUAAGGAACAGACCCAUAUUUAACAGGUAUAUGUACUUUGUAUGCAUAUGAGAUAGUAGGCCCUAUUAUAAAUUAUAAACUAUUUAACUUUAAUUGGAUUGAUGCUUUUUUCUGUUUUUAAAAAUGUGUUUCAAGAGGGCAGCAAAACAAUUAAAUUAACACAAGUGGUGGGAAUAUCAAAUAGAGCCAUGUAUCACACAGUAUAUCAGUACAAUAUCAUAUUAUGAUAUUGAUGAUUAAGGUACUUCACUAGGAUUUUUGCUGCUCCCAGUGAAAGUCACAUUUGAAUUUUCCACAUUGCAUUAAGACACCUUUAUUGCUCGAGUUGCACACAUUAACAUUCCCUCUUAAUUAAAUUAAUUUAAACACAAACAAUGUCUUUAUGGAAGAUGGCCACAGUGAAUUGAUACGUUGUGAGAUUCGCUCUGUGGUAUUUCUAAGGCAAUAGGAAGGUGAUCAACUUUAAACAAGCAACUAAGCAGUACAGCCUAAAUGGGUGCUUUUUCAAUGGCUACUUUGGCAGUUGUAUGCAGUAAAAAAAUUUAAGUGCAAUUUCUUUCACUUUACAUAUUUGGGGUGGGUAAAAAAAAUCUGAGUAUAUCUACAGCGAUAGAGUAGAAACUAAAGUGCUAUAUGUGUGUGAACUGUGAGUGCUGAGCACUUGUUAAACCUCCACUCAUAUCAGUGUUACAGCUAAACAGACUGUAUUUUGUGGUUGAUAGUCAAACUGCAGGCAGCUCACAGAUUAUAACUAUAAUCUCCCACCAUCUAAAAAUAAUAAUAUUUUGUAUUGCAAGCAUAGUGUCUAGCACAAGUGUUAGUUUAGAAUGUAUGUUAUUGUUAUUCUAAUUGUUGUACUCAAAUACAAAAUAAAAUUCUUUUUCAUUUUCA